Molecule: messenger RNA, 3798 nt
Organism: Sphaerodactylus townsendi
Lineage: Eukaryota; Metazoa; Chordata; Lepidosauria; Squamata; Sphaerodactylidae
Product: acyl-coenzyme A synthetase ACSM5, mitochondrial-like
Biological process (GO): fatty acid biosynthetic process; acyl-CoA metabolic process
Cellular component (GO): mitochondrial matrix
Molecular function (GO): fatty acid ligase activity; fatty-acyl-CoA synthase activity
Source: RefSeq, a predicted model, not a curated record
GGUUGAACUUCAGGCUGUCCGCCAUUGGGGUGAAGAAACAACCGAGACCGUGCUGGCGUUUCUACGUGCUAAGGCAUGCCCGUUUGAGCAGAUCGCCUGUCGGAACAACUCAGGGGGGACCACCACCACCCUAAACAGGGCCCCUUCCUCCAGCGAUCGGGCGGCCAGCUUGCUUCUAACCAACCGGAAGGCAGGGCAGACCAGGGGAACAAAGCCAAUCAAAGUCUUCAAGCUGUCUCAUGAACUAGCGCCAUGAAGACCCUCCUAAAAUUCUUCAGGACUCAGCUGACCCCGUGCCUGCUCCUCCACCACCAAGCCAAGAGAUUCCUGGCCUCUCCGAUUGCCUCGUACUAUGAAGCUAUAAACCGGGGUGAACAGGAAGUGCCCGAAUAUUUCAAUUUCGCAAGCGACGUUCUGGACAAGUGGGCUCAAGUGGAAAAGGAUGGGCAGAAGCCUCCGAACGCCCCAGACUGGCGCGAAUGACGUAGGCAGAAGUGGAGCUUCGAAGAGCUGGGAGUUCGGUCCAGGAAAACCGCCAAUCUGCUGACCGGCCCGUGUGGCUUACGAAGAGGGGACCGAAUCGUUACCGCUUUGCCUCGAGUCCCGGAGUGGUGGUUGCUGAAUGUGGCUUGCAUGCGGGCAGGCCUGGUUCUCAUCCCAGGGACGUCCCAACUGACAGCUAAAGACCUUUCCUACAGGCUCCAAGCGUCCAAAGCCAAAUGCGUUGUGGUCACGGAGUCGCUGGCUCCUGCCGUGGACUCGGUUGCGCACGAAUGCAGCUCUCUGAAAACCAAACUGAUUGUGUCUGAAGGCGGCAGAGAGGGAUGGGUGAACUUCAAGGACCAGUUCCAAGCAGCGCCCGCUGAGCACGACUGUGUUAAAACCAAGAGCGAAGAGCCCAUGCUCAUCUACUUUACGAGUGGAAGCACAGGAGCCCCCAAAAUGGCUGAGCACUCCCACUGCAGUUACGGGAUCGGCUUCGCAGUCAGUGGCAGACACCUGAUGAACCUGACCCCUUCAGACGUAUUCUGGAACACGUCUGACACGGGGUGGGUCAAGACAGCCUGGAGCAGUGUGUUCGCCCCCUGGAUUAAUGGAGCGUGCGUCUUCGUACAUCAAUUGGCACAAUUCAAACCCGACAUCAUACUGGAUACGCUGUCAAAGUAUCCGAUCACAACGUUCUGCACCGCUCCGACGGCGUAUCGUAUGCUGGUACAACAUGAUAGCAAAAGCUACACAUUCAAGAGUUUGCGGCACUGUGUGACGGGAGGGGAACCUCUCAACCCCGACGUGAGGGAACGCUGGAAAGUCAAGACAGGACUGGAGCUCUAUGAAGCCUACGGACAAACCGAAACGGUCACAAUAUGCGCUAAUGCUAAAGGGAUGAAAAUUAAAUCAGGCUCAAUGGGCAAGGCGUUAACACCAUACAACGUUCAGAUUGUAGAUGACCAAGGCAACAUUCAGCCCCCAGGAGAAGAAGGAGAUAUUGCCAUCCAAAUCCAUCCCAAGAGGCCAUUUUGUUUCUUCUCGCAAUAUCUGGAUAACCCUGAAAAAACGGCAGCCACCCAGCGGGGAAACUUCUAUAUCACUGGAGACCGAGGGAUAAUGGACGAAGAGGGAUACUUUUGGUUUGUCGGAAGGUCGGACGACGUCAUCAAUUCUGCCGGGUACCGCAUCGGCCCGUUUGACGUGGAAAGUGCCCUGAUAGAACACCCCGCCGUGGCUGAAUCCGCGGUGGUCAGCAGCCCAGACCCCGUCAGAGGAGAGGUGGUGAAAGCGUUUAUCAUCUUGUCCCCGGAUUUUCUGUCACACGAUCCAGAGAAACUGACCCGGGAGCUUCAGGAUCACGUCAAACGAGUUACCGCUCCCUACAAGUAUCCUAGAAAGGUGGAGUUCGUCCGAGAGCUGCCGAAAACAGUUGCUGGGAAAAUCAAAAGGAACGUCUUACGGAACCAGGAAUGGAAAAAAGACUAGCCACAGCUUCACGUGUACAAAGAACUUCCGUUCUCUGUAAGCUUCUUGCGUCCUUGGUUGUGAUGUAAAUUUUUCAGGGGCUUGAUUCUGAUAUCUCAAACAAAGAGGUCCUGUAAAGCCAUGAGCCAAGGCAGGCGAUACCCUCCCCACCCCGCGGAUUUUGAACACAGUCCUAAAACGAGGCCAACCUCGCUCCUGGUGCCAGGUUUCUUGAGACUUUGCAGCCUCACCAAAUUACCCCAUAGAAAGUACGCUCUUCAAGGACAAUGCGCCAUCUUGGGAGAGAAACAAACAAACAAGGAAAUACAAGCAGGGCUUGGAAUGCACACCCUCUUCAAAAUGACCGUGAUGCACAUAGAUCCUGCCAAACCUCAAGACGGCCGACAGCACUGCUUAUAAGCAGGAAAAGGAUGCCCAUCUGUAGCCAGCGACUUCCUAUUGAACGGCUGGAAAGCCAGUAGUACCAAGAGGACAAGCAGAGGUCUAACGACCCAGGAAUGGAAUGAGCUCACAGUUCCUCCGCUCACAGACACAGCUUUGGGGGUAGGGGGUAGGGCAGUGGUGGUGAACCUCUGGCACUCCAGAUGUUAUGGACUACAAUUCCCAUCAGCCCCUUCCAGCAUGGCCAAAGGUUCGCCACCACGGGGGUAGGGGGUGUUUGGAAAGAGUAGUGUACAGGCAUGAGGUGAAUGUUUAAGUUAGUGGGCACAGCUGGGCGGUACCGAUGCUGUUCUGGCAGAGCGUGUUGCCAGGAACAGCGUCAGGAAACAGAGAGAAGCAGAAAUGCUUCCCCAAUACUUCUUGUAUGGGCGCACUCUCUCUCUAACGCAAUCUGUGCCACAAUUUCAUACUGCAGUCCCCUACAGUCCGUCCCCCCCCCCCACACACACACACACACUCUUGAAUGGCCUAGGCUAGCUGAGUUCAUGACAUCUCGUCAGAUCGCAGAAGCUGAGCAGUGGUGGCCCCGGUUCAUCCCUGGAUGGGAGACCACUAAGCAAGCCCAGGGUUGCUACUGUCGGGUCUAGGAUUCAUUCAGUCACAGACUCUGGGAUUUAUCCAGUGGUGGGAUCCAAAAAUUGUAAUAACAGUUCCGAUGGGGGUGGGAUUCCAACAGUGGCGCUGCCGCACACACGCACCUCCAGUCCCUAUUGGGCAGGGAGGUUGCUUUAGUAACCCCUUCUCGGCACUCAGAAAAAUGAGUAACCACUUCUAGAGAAGUGGUGAGAACGGGUUGGAUCCCACCUCUGGAUUUAUCACGCAGCAGCCUUUCUUGAAACGAACACUUUUGCAAAGCCAGUUCUAGAGGACCCCCCAAAUGCUGGUAGCUUUAUUACCUCUGCUUUCCACUCCCUGCCACCAACUACCUAAAGUAAAAGUGAGGAAAGUGAGGGGAAAGCGAAAGCCUUUUCCCAAGGGCUAGGGAAAGAUAGGGAGCCAUCUGGUUACCCUCCCCUCGCGAAGAAGGCUAGAGAUGCCUCUGUUAUCUACUGUUGAAGCAGAGGGAGUAAGAAGGAAUGAAGGAAGACUCAGAAACCCAAAGAGGCCCUGGCCAUUAAGCACACACUGACAGCUACGCAGAGGCAGGCUGCCGGAAACGUCAAGAGACCUUGGCAUGUCUUGGAGUACCAGAGUGAAAACAGAUCAGCUACUUCACUGCCAGAUGACAUUCCCAGCACAAAGGUUGUGAACAUCCCAGCCCCUGUGUGAACAUAUUCAAAAACCAGCUAAAAACCUCUAUCCGUGCACUUGCUGGAAUAUAAGGCCCAGGCCUUAUCACUGUGAUUCAUGCAUUCUGCCUUAUUAAAGUACAAUUUGAUGCAA